UCGGUGGAAGAAAUUGUUAGUUUCAUGUGGUUAAGGGAGGAAGGGCAUCCCUCUAGGGGCUGAGACGACACCCACCUGUAAUCAGCCGGGUGAAACCGAAGCAGUCGAUCAAGCUACUCAGCUUUCCAGAAAGACUUGCCAGAGCCUACCUAGCAGUUGCCACCAGCCGCUGAAGAUAAGUCUUUGACCGCAUGAAAGCUAUUCUUGAAUUUGCCUGGAUUAGGUUUGAUUAUUUUAAAGUUACUGUUGUAAUCUGCUGCAUUACCGCCUUGCCCUUCACCUUCUUGGCCCAUGUGUUGUUAGAGCUGUGAGCGUUUAAAGGUGGCUGCGGGACAGCCAGGUAAACACACUUGGACCAAGGUACUUGUCUUCAGGGAUGAACCAACGGAGGCAGACAUCAGCUGAGAAGUGAAAAGUUGCGUUACAGUAUAUCAACGCUGCUUUCCAUACAUAUGCAGCUGACUGUUCUCCAUAAAGGACAGCGGAAGAGAGCUAUCUAAGAGGUGUGGCUUAGGUUCUUGAUCCUUUUCCUGACAAUCGGUGCAACAUUCUAUUACACGACUCCUGUGGUGUACAUUUUCUGCAUCUGUCCACUUCUUUGCAAGAGAAGCAGAGUAUCAGCAUUAACAAGCCCGCUCUGAAGAAAAUAAGAAGUCGUAGCUGUAGUAAUAAAGGAUUCAAAAAAGACUUAUCAUCCAUAAAAAGGGAAAUGGGUAGAAAGAAGAUUCAAAUCUCAAGAAUUCUGGACCAGCGCAACCGACAGGUAACGUUUACAAAGAGGAAGUUUGGACUGAUGAAGAAGGCUUAUGAACUAAGUGUCCUUUGCGACUGUGAAAUAGCGCUCAUUAUCUUUAACAGCACAAAUCGGCUGUUCCAGUACGCUAGCACUGACAUGGACAAAGUCCUGCUCAAGUACACAGAAUACAGUGAGCCUCACGAGAGCCGGACAAACUCAGACAUUCUUGAGACAUUGAGAAGAAAAGGCUUGGGUCUAGGACUGGACAGCUCCGAUCUUGAGAUUGAUGAGUCCACUGAACCAGCUGAAAAGUUUCGAAAGUUAAGUGAGGGGGUGGAUCUCAGUUCAGGACGUCAACGGCUAUAUGCAGCUGUAUCGAACCACGAGUCUCCCUACUCUACCUCCUCACAAAGUGAGACUGGAGGGAAUAACAUGUCAGGAACUAUGCUGCCUCAGAACAGAUCGGCUUCAUUUAAAUCUCUGGUACCAAAACAUGGCCUCUCCUUGGGGCGUUCGCCUGGCCCUGCACACUCAGGCACUGGUUAUUCAUUAACCUCUCACAGCAAUUUGAACAAAACCACAAAGACCCCACCUCCACUCAACCUGGGGACAGAUACCCGCAGAUGUGAUUUAACAAAUUCCUUCCCGAACAGUCGUAGCAGCCCUGCCUCAGUGAGGACAAUGUACCCAGGCCUGCAGCCAGGUAAUCCCGUGGUUCCUGUGGCCAACACUACAUUACAGGGUCAUGCAUUAGGGGGCUUUCCCUACCCUCCACCUGGACCACCUGAGUACCCACAUCUUGAUAUUUCUUCACACCCUGGAUUUGUUCAUGCUGGAGGCCUCCAGCAAAGUCCAGUGACAACAUGGCAACAUCACCAUCAUCACCACCAUGACAUGCCACCAUCACCCCACAGUCAUAUACGAGUUCCAAACAGUAUGCUACCAGCCACCCCAGAGACUACCACUGCACCCCCUCCCUCACAGCAGACCAUCAGCAUCAAGGCAGAGCGAAUCUCUCCUGGAAUGAACUGCGCUUCAUCCAUACCGCAGCACCAUCUUACCAGACAUUCACCACUUAGUGAUAUGUCCAGGGCUUCAGUAGAUCUCAACCAAAGGGAGGACUACCCAAAAGGUUACAAUUGCCCCCUCCUUCUUGCAAGGCCCUUGACGGAAGAUCGAAGUAAUGUUAGACGCUCACAACUCUCAGACAGCUGGCAAAGAUAAUAUCUGUUAACAGCAAAUGUUUUGUACAUAUUUAAGUAUAUAUUACAAAGAACAUACUACUAACGAAGCUAAUUUUUUUUUAUAAGACUGAACAGUUUUUUGUCCUGACUUUUUGGUUUUCAGCGACUGCAGCUGGAGAAUUGUUACUUCUUUGCGAAAUAGUAUUCCUGCUAAGAGAUUGUGAAUAUACUAAACUGUAACCUUAAUACAGUAUAUACCUAUAAAUUUAUUAUUUAUUGUCUUUUCCCCCUUUGGUAACAAGAAGAAAUACUGUUUAGAUACAUGCAAUGAAACUUAAUCUCACUGUUCGCUUCAGAACAUAUUUGAGAAUAGAGAUGAGGGGCAGACCCUCUGCUGUCUAUGAGAUUUUACAGUCACUUAUCUUGCUUUAAGUAUUUUUUUUUUCAGUUGUGGUAAAAUAUUUGUUUCUUGUGACUGAGCACUGUAUUGUAAACAUAGUUUUAUUGUCACAGACUUGACCUUCAGAAAACAUGCACACAUGUAUUCUCAGGCAACAAUAUAAGUACAUUUUAUGAAUUCAUGGGAGAUGGUCCACAUUUAGAAAUAUUCAGCUCUUGUUUCAUAAUUCUUGCCCUUGAUUUUUAAGGCUGAAGUGUAAAAUGUAAAGGAGAAUUCCUUUGAUGUCUUCCUAAACCAAGAGCAAUAGAAGAAGUACCUACAGAAUAAAUGUAUUUCGACACUCACACACCCUACAAAUCAGCUUUUAUUGUUUCUGGCUUUGCACUUGCAAGUAUUUUCCAAUGCUGUUAAUGUCAUUUAAUUUGGUAUAUUUUUGUAAUAUUUGUUGCUAAAUGUAAAUUAAAAAAUGCACAAAGCUUUUUGCAUCAUUAAUACAAUCCAUGAAAUAAACAGUUAUUGCUUUUUA
Messenger RNA from Protopterus annectens (West African lungfish), 2846 nucleotides. RefSeq names its product myocyte enhancer factor 2B (gene MEF2B). Gene Ontology annotation, molecular function: RNA polymerase II cis-regulatory region sequence-specific DNA binding; protein dimerization activity; DNA-binding transcription factor activity, RNA polymerase II-specific. Bases 710 to 1960 code for a protein of 416 amino acids. The transcript is spliced from 12 exons. Lineage: Eukaryota; Metazoa; Chordata; Ceratodontiformes; Protopteridae. The record is from RefSeq and is a predicted model, not a curated record. Gene Ontology annotation, biological process: positive regulation of transcription by RNA polymerase II.